This is a messenger RNA of Paecilomyces variotii, 1740 nucleotides long. Its product is annotated as kinase-like domain-containing protein. Gene Ontology annotation, cellular component: mitochondrion. Lineage: Eukaryota; Fungi; Ascomycota; Eurotiomycetes; Eurotiales; Thermoascaceae. The record is from RefSeq and is a predicted model, not a curated record. The transcript has 5 exons. Bases 1 to 1740 code for a protein of 579 amino acids.
AUGAAUUCUCGUUUUUGCAUACCUCUAUCGUCGGCUGUGCCAGAAUGGACGGCGCAAAGAUCCAAGUCAUUUGUCGACGGCCCAUUCCAUCUUCCAAAGGUUCUAUCCCGGCAACUUUCAAGUAGCAGAAGUCGCCCAAACCACUUCCGAUAUACAGGUGACCGCAAAACGCAUACGUCAAUACAUCACUCUGAAUAUGAAGACUUUUUCCGCUACACCAGUGGGCGUUGGCUUUGGGAUGAGGAGCGACAGCUUCGCGACAGAUACAAACGCUUCAACGUUAAAAAGCUCCAAGAGAUCUCAGCUAAAAGCAUAGGUUCAAAAAAAUGUGUCUCCAUGAUCAAACUCGCAGAAGGAGGGUACAAUAAGAUCUUUCGUUUAAUUAUGGACGACGGAAAAGUUGCUAUAGCGCGCAUUCCAAAUCCAAAUGCUGGACCUAAAUUCUAUACUACCGCAUCCGAAGUGGCCACGAUGGAAUUCGCUCGAACAGUACUAGGUAUUCCAGUACCACGAGUAUACACGUGGAGUGCUGUGGAUGAUAAUUCAGUUGGUUCAGAAUACAUCAUCAUGGAAGAGGCUGUCGGGACGCAACUCGAAAACGUGUGGGAAGGACUGACACCUCCUUCAAAGCUUGAAGUCAUGAGAGAAAUUGUGAAGUUGGAGCAGAAAAUGUUAUCCGUGUCUUUUUCACACUAUGGUAGCAUAUACUUUGCGAACAGCGCCGUUAAAGGCGCAGUGCCCGCAGAAAUCACCAGUGAUACGUCUGUAGGGUUGAAAGACAAAGUAUCCAAGACGUUCACUAUCGGGCCCUCCGUUGGUAGAGGCUUCUGGCGUGGAGAACGCUCCGCGAUGGAUAUCGAUCGUGGUCCCUGGUCCAACGCCGUCGACUACGUUAUGUCUGUGGGACGUCGAGAAAUCGCGUGGAUUAAGCGUUACGCAGUUGCAAAAGCGCCUAGCGACCCUCUCGUCGUCUCUACAGCACAAAACGACCCAGAAGCUCAUAUUCAGCUCCUGGAGAAGUACCUCCAAGUCGCUCCAUAUCUUGUAGAAGUUGACCGGGAACUCAUUGAAUCAAUAUUAUGGCAUGAUGAUCUCCAUGGUUCAAAUAUUUUUGUUGAUGGCAAUCGCAUCACUUCCGUUAUCGACUGGCAGAGCGUAUGGGCUGGUCCUCUUCUCUUUCGAGCCCGGCCUUGCCCGAUAAUUGACUAUCAAGGUCCUGUCCUGUUGAAACGACCGGAUAAUUUCGAAGAUCUCGAUGAAGAGCGGAAAGUUCAGAUCAAAGCACAAAUUGCGAGGUCAACGCUGUCUCAGCUUUAUAUAUUAGAAUCGGAGAAGCGUAAUCCAAAGCUAGCCAAGGCGUUUACUCUGGACCAUGGAAAGACAAGACGCCUUGCUGUGGAGUACUCAGGGGAUUCGUGGGACGAUGAUAUAGUGUCAUUUCGGGAGACACUCAUCAAUGUCGAGAGAUAUUGGAAAGAACUAGGACUCAAAGAGAACUGUCCAAUUCAUUUCACCGAGCAAGAUUUAAAGAGCCAUUUACAGGAUGCGGAGGGAUGGAACGAAGUCCAAGAUUUCUUUGAUCACAUAGAUCAUCUGGUGAAGAGAGAUGGUUGGACAAGUAACGAAAGAUAUGAGGAUGCUGUUGCAUUCUUUUCAGAGUUACGAAAGGUUGGCCUUCAGAACUUGACCGGUAGUGAGAGGGAGGAAUUUGAGAGAGAGACUCGCUGGGUAGACAGAUAA